Aspergillus homomorphus CBS 101889 is the source of this 491-nucleotide messenger RNA. RefSeq lists its product as uncharacterized. The transcript is spliced from 3 exons. The coding region runs from base 101 to 346 and encodes 81 amino acids. NCBI's taxonomy places the organism in Eukaryota, Fungi, Ascomycota, Eurotiomycetes, Eurotiales, Aspergillaceae. The record is from RefSeq and is a predicted model, not a curated record.
UGUGUGGUCACAGUCGGCAGAGCCACCCGAAGAAUCUGGGACCCUCUUGAGUUUCACUAGCUAGCCAUAGUCAACAUAAAACACUUCGAAAACAUCCCCCAUGUCCAGCCCCGGGUCAUCUGGGAAAGAUUUUACCUACAGUGGUUCUGGCACAAACAGCCAGGGCAACCACUGGUGCUCCCGUGACUACGGAACUGGCUCCCACUCCAACGGCUACGGCCAAGGAGAUGCCUACCACUACAGCAAUCGGGAUGGCUCUUACUACUACUCUAACUCGGACGGAAGCACCUACUACAACAACGGCAAAGGUGACUCGGUUUACACCCCUGCUAGCGAGAAGAAGUAGGUCAACAACUCGACCGAAGAUUGUCUCAACUCAGCACCGAGGAGAAAGCCAUUAGAACGAUGAUUUGGGUGGGCUUGGUCUUUUGCUGUUGCAGUAACGUGUUGUGGUGUUUAUCCGGAAGCCAUCUCUUCUUCCCGGUUUUAGC